This is a messenger RNA of Lachancea mirantina, 3396 nucleotides long. Lineage: Eukaryota; Fungi; Ascomycota; Saccharomycetes; Saccharomycetales; Saccharomycetaceae. The record is from the annotation of a GenBank genome assembly.
AUGGGGAACUUUUUGGACGUUGACGUCGACGUAGACUGGCUAUACAAGGGCAAGCGGAAACACAAAGAGCCCCGAAAAGAUGUGCGGAAAGAAGUACGGAAACCGCGGUCAUCGUCGGUGUCCAAUGGCUCUCUGAGCCAUUCGAACAUUUCUGCCGCGUCUGUGGGAGAUACCAAGGUGCCAGCUGCUGCUGCAGUACCGGUUCAACCUGCAACAACAGCCGCGGCGGCUGCGGCUGCGCCGCCGCCGCGGCAGACGCAAGCCCAAGCCCAAACUCAGAUCCUACCACAGACUCCAGCGCGAAAAUCAAGCGGAAGUGUGCGAACGAGCGUCGACGGUGAAGCCGAGGGAUCAGGACUGCGGCGCUCUGUCUCGAACGGCGAGAAAGCACGCAAGUCCCUGUUCGGGUCGUUGUUUCGCCGUAACAGCAACAGCGCAGCGGACAAAAUAACGCCCAGUCUCGGUUUGAAGGGCGACAAAAAAGACGGCGGCAGCGAGAAACCCGAAAAAUCGGCUGCAAUGUCGAUUCCUAAAGUGCGGUCUCGCUCGGCGUCCAACUCGAGCGGCACGCAACCACUGGCAGCCGCGAUGGCGCAUUAUCUAAAGGAACCUUCGUCGCCCGAAGUGCGAGACCCACCACCCAUACACGAAGAGCGUGUCGUUUUGAAUCGCAACACGCGCAGAGAGUCCACACCCAUCGAGUCUCUGUCCAAGAUAAACCUCGGCCGCGUGCGGUUUGCCGUCGACCAGUUUGGAAUGGACCCACCACAACAGAUUCCUAGCCGCAAGCCUCGAAGAGGUAACGUGCUUGUGCCGGAAGACAUGAUAAGUUCUACUCCUUCGAUCUCGGUAGGUAUCACCAACACACAAGGCAGCAUCGAACAAGCCUCGUCCCAGUAUUCGAAGGAUUCGCGGGAUUACAAAAUAGCGCUGGACGCCCACCGUCGCGCCUUACAAGAGUCCAACAAACAUCAACAAGAGGCUCACUACGCAGCUCAACGGAUAGCCACCGAAGUGAGCAAUUUCAAAACCAAGGCAGGUAGCGGCGCACCGGCGACUGCGUCAACCUCGGCCGCAGCCAAUGCCGCUACCGCUGUCCCUGUAAUUGAUGAAAAAAUGCGGAAUCUAGAAAUUGACAAACCAAUUCAUAUGCAUGAAAACCAUUUUCAAGAGGACAUCGACUCUCACGCUUCAAGCGCAGAUGACAAACUGACAUUAGACAGAAUAUACACCAGAUGUUGUCAUCUCCGCGAAAUAUUACCCAUUCCCUCGACCUUGAGACAGGUAAAGAACAGAACUGCACCAUUGCAAACGCUCAAAUUUUUAAAUCCUCGACCUACACUCAUAGACAUUCUAUCCUUCUGCGAUUUCAUUUCCAUUGUUCCCAUUCACAACAUAAUAUUUGACAACGUAUAUCUGUCUCCGGAGAUGUUCAGAAUUGUCAUGUCUUCGCUCGUGAACUCCAAAUUUGUCGAGAAGGUUGGACUUAGAAACGUCACAAUCGAUGCCGCUGGCUGGAAACUCUUAUGCAAAUUCCUUUUGAUGAAUGAAUCAAUUGUGAAAUUAGAUAUCUCUCAAACUAAGAUCAAGUCCGACACUCGCGAAGAACUAUUACGGUCAAACAUGGAUUGGCAACUCUUCAUCAACAUUUUACAGUUAAGGCGAGGGAGACCUCUGGAAGAGUUACUAAUCAACGGCAUCAAGUUUGAAAGCUUAGACACUUUCAUACAUCUUUUGAACGCUUACGCUAUGGCAGGUGUUGGAAACAAGAAACGCCUGGGGCUUGCCCAGUGUGACCUUAAUGCGCAACAGCUCAAGUUCAUCUUUACAUGGGCCAGUGAUUAUAAGGUUCAAGGCGUGGACUUAGCAUUUAAUGAUUUGAGCGACUUUAUCAAGCCGCUGGUGGGUAAAUUGAGUACCCUGAGCUUCCCAGAUCUUCAGUAUUUCACUCUUAACAACACCAACAUACAGAGUGCCUAUGACGCUGCUUUAGUUCUUCGAUCUCUGUCAAAACUGCCCAAUCUUUACUUUUUGGAUUUAAGCAGCUUGCCACAGAUCUUUCCGGACAUCCUUCCCUAUCUGAACAAGUAUCUUCCUCGGUUUGCCAAUCUUAAGCGGCUUCAUAUCGACAAUGAAGAUUUUUCAGGUCGAGAAUUGGCAAUGAUGGCCAGCAUCCUAACCAAAUGCAAGGAACUUUUGCACGUUUCGAUUCUGAAUUUACCAAAAGAAGCUUUGAGUACGGGUGCUUGCGCAGGUUUGUACGAUUUUGUCAGGCAAUCGAGCAAAGUUACAAACUUGGAUGUUGACUACGCGAAUAUUCCAGAUGAAAUUUCUUCACGUAUUGCCCUGAGUCUCAUGCGUAGAAUGCAACAUGACUUUGAAUUCGAUGAAGUGGCGAGUCAAGACGAUUUACUCUUUGAUGGCACUUUACUCGCAGAAACAGCGGAAAACAUGUUUGAAAAAUUUAACAAUUUCGAGGGUAUAGAGACAGAUGCCACCAGAAGGUAUCUACUCAAGAGGUAUUGGGAGAAAUUUACUCGGGUUGACCAUAAUGUGCAGAACACCAUUGACCAACUGUUUGAAAAGAGAAGUAAAGGUGAAUUAAAUCUUCAAGGGAAGGAAAACUUGCUCAGAUUGCUUUUGCUAGAGAAUAGUCUUUCGAAUAUUCUGGAUGUUUUGAAAUCGCAUCCUCAAGUUGCCGAAAUGGUAGGGAUUGAGACCACUGCUGGUCAAACACUGACCGAUAGCGAUCCAAUGACUGCCAGUGUUGACACUGAAAAUGGCGCCCAAGUCAGACCUCACUUGAUGGCUACGGACUCUGGAAGAACCAUAGAUUUAACGACUGGAAGGCCGAUCUUAUCGAAAACCUCUUCGCAUGUGUCGUUAGUUGGCAAAAAGCAAGAGGAAGAAGAAGGUGAAUUCCAUAAAUGGGGUUUCUUUGUCCAGCAACAACGGUCGAUUUAUCCCGACAAUCCCCCCGAAAAACCGGCACACAUCAAAGAAGUCACCAAGACAAAUGAUGAACAGGUUUUUAAGUCUUCUUCAAGCUCUCCUGGACCAACUCAACAACCACCUCAAGCUCUGGUAGGAAGAGUCCCCACGGGAGCCGAGCUCAAAGAUGCGGUGAUGAGAGCCAAAGGUAUCAAAUCGAUAGAAGAACUGAUACAAAAUGUAAAUCACAACCGCGUUACAUUAGACAACAUUUAUGGACAUCCGGUCCACCCCAUGUCCUCGCAUUCUGAUGAAUCUGCCCAAAAGGCUUCGAUAAUUAGCGCAGCUUUCAAAUCUAGUGAAAGCGGUUCUGAUAUUUCAUCGGAUGAGGAAAAAAAUGAGAAAGUGGAUGAAACUUAUGACAUAGUUCUCAACAAUUUGAGCCGCACUAGGUCGAACAAGUAG